This is a messenger RNA of Physcomitrium patens, 3504 nucleotides long. RefSeq lists its product as uncharacterized. The record is from RefSeq and is a predicted model, not a curated record. Lineage: Eukaryota; Viridiplantae; Streptophyta; Bryopsida; Funariales; Funariaceae. Gene Ontology annotation, biological process: DNA repair; DNA replication. Gene Ontology annotation, molecular function: DNA ligase (NAD+) activity; DNA binding.
GGAGAGCUGAUGAAUUCUCUGGUCUCGAUGUUACCUUCUUGUCAGUUUUUGCAACGAUCUUCGAAAUUCCUUUUAGCACAGGAUUUUCCAACCUUUCGUCGACUUUUCCUUUGUAGUUUGUGUACGUGUGUGUGUACUGGAGACCAUUUGAGGAGAGCGAAGAAAUUCAUGAGUGUGCAUGAACUUGCGGAUGGAUUGAAUUAGAUGGACCUGGAGAGGUCAUUGAACCUUGAAGAUAUGCAGAGGUCUUGGAUAAAACGAGGUCGGAGGCAGGGGUGUAUGAGAUCCAAGCUGCUGAGCCUGGCUAAUUUGUAUACGCACACCUUGUCUCCUGCUCUCAGUCCAUCGAUUAGACGUAGAGCCGCCGGUUCCUUGCCUUUCCAAAAAUUGCAGAGCUCCGAUAGAAUAUCUUACCGGAUGCGAAGGAUGGCCUUUGUAAUGAACUCCCAUCCUUUGCGGCCCUCUUUCGGUUUGGAGUUCGUACAGCGCGGCGGGGAUUUUGAUGGACGUGAAUUUAGGAUUCGGGGAAGUUUGUCGACUAAAUCUUGUAAAGAAUUUGAGAGGAAAUUGGUCGCUCAAUGUGUGGAUCGUGUGAGUUCCGAAGGUGAAAGUUCUGGAAGAGCCUCAGGACUGAAAUAUUUGGACCAGAAUUGUGUACUCAAUGGGGCCUUCGAGGCUAGUACAACAGAUGGAUUGCUAUCUUUCUUAGAAGAAACAAAUUCUGUUAAUUUGGAGUUAAUCACUAGGGGAACAGGAGAUAGUAUAGGCCUUAGAGAUUUUGAUCCUGAUUCGUCUAAUCAAACAUUAUCUUCGUCUACUUCUGCAUCCUCAGAAAUGGUCACGUCAAGUACUCAUGGAGGUUUCAAUGCGAGCCAAGAAUCGAUGCCAUCGAUGAAUCUAGGAGCCGCAGAAACAAUCUUUGAGCAAUGUUGUGGUCGCAGCCAAGUCAAGAGUGCAGGUGUGUGGGGUGCAAUGCAGAGCGUCUCUGUUGAUGAAGCGGUUGCUGUGACUUGUAAUCAAUCUUUGGUGUCCGCAAUCGGUCACCAGUCAACACUUAGGGCAAGUAGCAGGCAUAAGCUACUUGCUGCGUCAAAAGGUGCGGUGGAAACCGCGGACUCGGAGAGUGAACACCCACUAGUUGACGGUGAUAUUUUGGAUAGGGUUGAGACGCUAAGGCGUGUGAUUGCGGAUUAUUCAUAUCAGUAUCACACGUUAGGUAAUCCAUUAAUAAGCGAUUCAGCUUAUGAUGCAUUGGUGCGGGAGCUGAAAGAUCUGGAAUCUAAAUUGCCUGCAGAAGCUUCUGAAGAGUCAGUGACAGCCAAAGUUGGAGCUCCUCCACCCCUGGAGAUUGCCAAAGUACGACAUGCAGUGCCUAUGCUCAGUCUUGCUGCUGUUUACAAAGAAGACGAACUGAAAGCAUGGCAUGAGCGAUUGCAGCAACGGCUAAAUCGAAUGUCAAAUGGAGAACAGCCUUCUACGGGAGCUUGGGUAGUAGAGCCAAAGGUGGAUGGCAUUGCACUAACUUUGCUCUAUGAGAGAGGCAAAUUGGUCUGCGCUGCGACUCGCGGGGAUGGUGCUGAAGGAGAGGAUGUGACUCAUAAUGCAAGAAACCUUAAAGGGGUACCUGAAGUUCUUUCUGACCACCAUAAGGAAAUUAACCUGCAAGAAUCAGUGCUUGAGGUCCGGGGAGAAGUUUACAUGACGCUGCUUGACUUUCAAGAGUUGAAUGACAUGAAGGUAAAGGGAGGAGAGAAGCCCUUUGCAAAUCCUCGAAACGCAACAGCCGGUUCAAUGCGAAUACUUAAGAACCGAGAUGGUGAUGAUCGUCGACUUAGUUUCAUGGCAUAUGCAAUUCUUUCGCCCGAAGAUAAUGUUUCUGCGGGAGUUGAGACUCCGCCGCGGUUGGUAAGAGCACAGUGGGAUGCUCUCAAUUUACUCAAGCAGUUGGAUUUCUCUGUCAAUGAUGAUAACCGUAAAUUUGCAUCAUUUGAUGAUGCUCUACACUAUGCAACAAGAUGGCGGGAUUCAAGGUCAACUCUCAAGUACGAAUCAGAUGGUGUAGUGUUCAAGAUUAAUGACUUAGCAACUCAGGCGAAACUUGGUGUAGUUGGGUCAGAUCCGCGUUGGGCUGUCGCCUGGAAGUUUGCUGCAACAGAGGUUGUGACCAUACUGGAGGGCAUCGAGCUUUCUAUUGGACGGUCUGGCGCUAUUAUUCCAAAUGCAAGAUUAAAGCCUGUGGGGUUAGGGGGAGUUACCAUCUCUCGCGCUUCUCUUCAUAACUUUGGGAUGGUGGAAAAAUUGGGAAUCUGUGAAGGAGACCAUGUUGUUGUUCAACGAGCAGGAGAUGUCAUACCUCAGGUUGUACAGGUCUUGAGGGAAUUGAGAUCAGAUCAUAUGCAUUCAUGGGUUCCGCCAGAUCGUUGUCCAUUCUGCAAUGGGGAGCUAACUGUGUCGAAGGAUAAUAACAUCACAAGUUGUUGUAAUAAUAAAUGCCCUGGUCGACAUUCUCGUAAGAUUAAACAUUUUGCGAAGACUCUUUUCAAAGGUUUAGGACCCUCUAUACUCAGUGACCUUGAAGAAGCAGGGAUGGUGGUAGAUCCUGCUGACUUUUAUGCGCUGGAUGUUGUAUCUCUCUCUCGCUUAGACGGCCUUGGCGAGAAGAGCGCUGCAAAGCUGGUUAAGGCCAUUGAGGAGAGCAAGGGCAAAGCAUUGUGGGAGCUUAUAACAGCUUUAGGCAUACCAUCUGUUGGUGUCACAGCAGCCAAGUUACUUGAACAAUGGUUUGGAAGUAUGGAAAGACUUUUAGUAGCAUCAAGAGAGGAGCUUUUACUUGUGCCAGGUAUAGGCACAGUCUCUGCAUCUGCUAUUCAUGACUGGUGCACGGAUCCAUUUAAUGUUCAACUUGUGAGCAGCAUAAAAGAGGCCGGUUUUUCUCCCACCUUCAAUGACCCAGAAAUCGAGAAUCAUGCAGCAGGUAAUGCGUUAUCUGAUUCUGCCUCCCAGACGACCACUUCGAAGGUUCGGACUACAGACAGUGAAGAAUCAAAGGGAAAUGUCGAGACACCACGUUUGCAAGGGAAGAAUGUUGUGGUUACAGGGGAGUUUGAGGAAUACAGCCGUGAGCAAAUUGAACAACUUGUGGUGUUAAAUGGAGGACAAUUACGAAAAUCGGUUAAUUCGAAGACUAGUUUCAUAGUUGCUGGGCAAUCUCCAGGACCAAGUAAAAUGACUAAAGCGGCUCAAUUAGCAGUUCCAGUCUUGGAUAUUUCCAGUUUCCAGCAGUUGCUUGAAAAUGAUUCAAGGCCAGAUAAUAGCAUACAUUCGCCGGCUCCAGAAGUUAAGGUAGCUGUGUCAGGGUAGAGCCGAGAAGUUGAUCUUUAGAGCUACGUAAUUAAAAACUCAUUGCCCAGAUCCAAAUUCACCUCAUGAACAAUUGGGGAUGUGUGAGCAGUGUAACACUAAGUGAUUCUUUGAUCAAUAUCAAAUAUACUUUUUUUUCUGGGA